AUGCUGCGCGCACCUCUCUUGUCGAUUCCCAGGCAGCGGACGGGACUGUUGUGGAAAGUUCAUGAGCGGGUCAUCGCUCUUUACUGUGGAGAGCCCAAUCGGUUGGGCAAAAGGCAACGGUGCUCCACGACUGAAACGUACCUCCGAUCCUCGCUCAGGGUUUUCCUACUCCUCCUCCUCUUGUGGAUGAUCGCUUUCGAGAUCAGUCCGGUAAUCCGUGCUCAGGUCCUCACCCGGUGUCGUCGUUUGAGAUUGCGAUGCUCGUGGCUUUUUACUUGCAAGGUGCCAUGGAACAGGACUGCGAUCAGCGAUUUCUGUGAGAAGCAUAACAGAUUUUACAUUGAAGAUGGCAACGAGAUUUUCUUGAUCGAAUUCACGUUAUUCAAGAUACAUCGCUCUGUUCUGCAAAGCAGAUCAGUGGUCUUCGAAACGAUGUUCUCCCUGAUUCCUCCGGAUAACGUAUCUAAGGUGGGCAAUUCUGAUGGCAAUCCCAUCCGCCUUGAGGGAACAUCGGCCAUCGACUUCGAGAGGCUCUUGGCAGUGCUCUAUCCUAGUGAUUUCCGCUGCAUGGACCUGCACACCUUCGACGAGUGGAUGUCGGUCAUAGAGCUGGCCACGAAGUAUCAGAUGGACGACGUGCGCGAAUUCGCCGUUGAGAAAGCUACUCGGUCAGGGUCACUUGCUCAGCGCAUCGUGAUGGCCCGCCAAUAUGAUUUGCCAGACUUGCUCGAAAAGGCACGCUUGGACAUCUGUGAGAGACGGGGCCCCAUCUCUCUGAGGGACGCGCGGCUGCUGGGAGUGGACGAGUUGGCGAUUCUCUGCAAGUCGCGUGAGGAUGCGCGCGGGAGACGCUCGGCUUGCUAUACGCUGCAAAAUGUUCGGGCUCUAGAGUCCGACCUUCGGUGUUUGGGGACUUGGUAA
This is a messenger RNA of Laetiporus sulphureus 93-53, 921 nucleotides long. RefSeq lists its product as uncharacterized. The transcript is spliced from 4 exons. Bases 1 to 921 code for a protein of 306 amino acids. Gene Ontology annotation, molecular function: protein binding. NCBI's taxonomy places the organism in Eukaryota, Fungi, Basidiomycota, Agaricomycetes, Polyporales, Laetiporaceae. The record is from RefSeq and is a predicted model, not a curated record.